AUGCCAGAGCAUUUCAAAAGAACAACAGGGCAUGCAAGGGAGCUGACUGAGGCAGUGAAAGGCCCCACAUUAGACCUGACAACUCUCACUGAUCAAGAGGAAAAAAUCAUCCAGGCUGUCAUUCAGAAAGAUGAAGUUGAGAGGAGCAUUCUUGAAGCUAAAAUAAGUGAAGUGAGAAGGGAGAUUCAGGAGAUCAGGAAAGCAGGUGCUUUGUCUGCAGGAGAUGAUCAGAAUGCCAUCUGUGCACGCUGCAAGUUCAAGUUCUUGCCCUUCAUAGUGCCCUGGGCUGACCACGGACAGAGAUGUGGUACCUGCAAGUUUACAGUUUGUGCCAAGUGUCGCUCCCCGCAGCCUGGUGGUUCCUGGCUGUGUGUCUUGUGCUUCAAGUACAGGCAAGAAAAACAGCUGACUGGUGAGUUUAUGUCUAAAGGACAACCAAUUGCCAGCACCUUGUAUGGAUCUGAUCUGUUGAGGGCAUCUCUGAGGGACAGAACAACAUUUCAUCACCCAGAGAAGACAGGAUUAAACAGGAUCCAGCAGGAGCACAGGGACAUUCAAAUUUACCACCUCACAGAUGGAUGCAAUCUUCUUAAAUUAAAGAACCACCAAAAGCUGCUGUUGCUGCUGCCCAGCGGAGGAUGGAGAAGCCUAACGUCACCUCGGCAUCCUCCAACAACCACUUGUCUGUGCCUUCAGUAG
Messenger RNA from Candidula unifasciata, 699 nucleotides. Lineage: Eukaryota; Metazoa; Mollusca; Gastropoda; Stylommatophora; Geomitridae. The record is from the annotation of a GenBank genome assembly.